AUGGGCUGCGAAAGCAGCUCGUCACAGAGCUCUGCUACGUCAAGAAGCUCCCCGAGCUGCUCUCACUCAGGAUUGCAAAUGCCAUGGGCUGUGGGGUGGUGGGGUAGGAAGCAGAACUGGCUCCGAUUGCUCUGGUCUGGGCUGUGGGAUCCGCGCUACGUCCGCAUCAGCUUCGUCUAUUUGGAGGGGUGGCAUCGCUUUGUGGAACAUCAUCUUUCAGAUGGAAGCAUUCUGCAAACGGAAAAACAUGGCGAUGGCGUAGUCACCUGGACGGAGAACCCCGACUUUGAAAGACGCACGCUCGCGAAGAGGUUCAAGAUCAUGAAGUGCACGGGCGGAUUUGGACCUUAUGUUUCCCAGCUCAAACGGAGGAGCCUUGAUCAUCACGGAUUUUACAGCUUGUCUUCGGCGAAUUGCGGGGACUAUGCAUUGUCUCAGACGUCUGGUUGGGACCGUUGCGAGCACAAAUCGGAUUGGCAAAGCUCAGACAUACCCAGAUUAGUGCGGCUCAGGCAUCGCUCCGAGCGCGAAGAGGUGUUCGAAGCCUUAUGA
Messenger RNA from Symbiodinium natans, 552 nucleotides. The record is from the annotation of a GenBank genome assembly. NCBI's taxonomy places the organism in Eukaryota, Dinophyceae, Suessiales, Symbiodiniaceae.